AUGAACGGCAAAGCGGCGGUCCUCAGGCGAAAGCUGAGCCCGGUUGGCGCGAUAGUGGAUACAGAUCGAAUUUCGGAGGCUAUAUCACUGCACGAAACGGUGACGGUGGGUACAUUCCAUCAUGGUACUGCGGCGAAGUACUGCGGACAUGGUGACACAGCGGAUGGCUCAACUGGGACUAGUGGGCAUAGCAUGAUUCCCGCCAGUGGGGAGUUCGGCGAUUACAUACUCGAGUCCGUUGCGGAGAAAUUACUAGACGGUAUUAGAAACGGAAUUGGAGGACAGAACUCACACGACACCCUGCCAAGCCCACCCUCAACCGGUGCUGAAAUUACAAGUGCGUACGCGAACCCGCAAAUCAUCGAUUUCCAGAUAAUCCUAAACCUGGGCGGGCUAAAAGUAAUUAUGGUAAUCUUCGUGUGCGUUGUUCAUCUCGCCAUUCGUUUACUCUUUCCUGGGUUACUCUACAUAAUGUGUGUGUCACCUGACCCGAUCGACUGCAAUCCCACAGCUACUACUUAG
Messenger RNA from Aspergillus neoniger CBS 115656, 522 nucleotides. RefSeq lists its product as uncharacterized. The record is from RefSeq and is a predicted model, not a curated record. Bases 1 to 522 code for a protein of 173 amino acids. Lineage: Eukaryota; Fungi; Ascomycota; Eurotiomycetes; Eurotiales; Aspergillaceae. The transcript has 7 exons.